ACUGCACUCACUACAGUAUUCUACAGGAAGAUAAUCUUUGCAUAUUAUCGUUGGUGUUCAAUUCAUCGUCGUGUUUAUCUUCACUUCCCGUUUUUUUUGUUGGCUUUGUUCAGAGUACUUCAGACAAAAGUAUCGGUCAGAGAUGGCACAAUGUGUAGCUUGCACUGCUGGAUCUUCUCGCCAGCGACACGAUCAAUCCGACAAUCCAUCUUCGCUGAAACUCGAUGGAUCCGCAUUUCUCCGCGGACUACAGGGUGCCCGUCACGACUUGUGCGAUGUGUCGUUGCGGGGAGCGGAUGAUCCGUCCAAACCAGUACAGGCGAUUGCCUGCCAUCGCAUUGUGCUGAUGGCGCACAGUGGCUGGUUCCAACGCAUGCUGCUCUCCCGAUGAAGGAGUCGAAGCAGGAUAUCAUCCAGCUGCACAACGUUCCCCACGACAUUCUGCAGCAAUUGGUGGACUCCAUGUACUCCUUCGAGAUCACCGUGGACGCUGGCAACGCGCUGCUCCUGCUGCAGGCAGCGGAUAUGUUGGAGAUGGAACAGAUUGUGGAGGCGUGUAAGGCUUUCCUGAAGGCCAGCAUCGACUCCAUCAACUGUCUCACGAUCUACCACGGGGCACAGCAGCUUUCCUUCAAUGAUUUGGCGGAGGAAUGUCUAGCCUUUGCACUGGAGCACUUCAAGUGCGUCAGCUCGUCUGAGGGAUUUCUCUGUCUGGAUGCGAUCGAAGUGAUGCAACUGAUCGGCUCCGACAGGCUGAACGUGGAGAAGGAGGAGCAUGUGGCUGCGGCAGUUGUGCGUUGGCUGGAUUAUGCACCCAAAACCCGACUGCCGCAUGUAGCGGAGAUGGCUCGACAUCCUCGGACCGGAAUGCUGAUGGCCGACUACCUGGCUUCCCUUCCCGACACCUCCACUAGUCGACACUUGCGCCAGGCUAUCCUGCCGGUCCUCGCUGGCGACAGCGCCCCUACACCAGGCAGCUCCUACGACGACACGUCCGGAAAGUGCAAAGCUGGCAUUGCCUGUCUGGAUCCGCUGACGUCCAGGAGCUGGAGUUUCCCCUGCCCCUCUCAGUUUAUUUAUCGCACGAGUGCUGCGACCUAUACCGUAAAGAAUGAUCGUCUGCUCGUUUACCUUAUCGGAUGGACGGGUGACGUUGGCACAUUCAACCAUCAACUGCAGGUGUACGAUGCCGACCUGGAUCAAUGGGCGAAUGUGGCGGCACUUCCAAAGUAUUCGUAUGGCAAGCCGGUCGUCAUCGGUGAUCAGGUGUACGCUCUGAUUGACGGGCUGGUAUACGUGUACAAGGAGGAAAAGCAACGUAUGACCGCCCGAUCACGAAUGCCGCAGUUCUUUCUGGGCAGUGCGGUUGCGGUAUGCGAGGGCCGCUUGUACGUGUUUGGAGGACUUCGCAGCGAGCGGGACCGGUUUAGCAGCGCCAUAACCACGGCUGCUUCUUACUGCUACGAUCCUGCCCGUAACGUCUGGGAGGAGCUGGCGCCCAUGCCGACAGCGCGGGCCGACUGCAGUGCCUGCGUGGGUCCGGAUGGACUCAUCUAUGUUGCUGGCGGUUAUACCGGAGUACCUCACUGGAAUUCAGCGAUCGCCCGUGUGGAGGCAUACGAUGUGCGGAUGAACCAGUGGCUGACGAAGCAUGACAUGCAGUGUGCCAGAAUGGAGCUCGGGCUCGUGCUGCUGAACAACACACUAUACGCGGUGGGUGGCUGUCGCCCGGGGGGAAAGAAAGGGAGCCCGGCCAUGGAGAGUUACGACACGGCCACGGAUCGCUGGACAGGGUGUGGUGCACCGGCGUUUCAUUCAGCCCAGUGGUGCGGCUACGGCUGCAAAGCUGGCUGCAAAGCUGAGCGCCAGUUGGUGCCAUGCGGUCGAUUCCUCGGCGUGAUGCCGCGGCAGAUUAUCGAGAAGAUGUUGCAGCGCUGUGAUGCUGCUGGCGCGGCGAGUGGCUAGCUGGCAUGGUGGUUGGUGACAGUCGAUUCUUUCUUCCGUGACUCCAAAAAUUAAUGGUUGCAUUUCACAGCGGAUAUUGUCUUACCUGUCGCUAUGUUAUACUUAAUUAGCUGCUUUCCCCCGGUAUAACAUUUUUUAUUUGUACUACCAAAGUUUAUUGAAAGCUGUUUAUACUGUUUGUGAUUUUUA
Paramacrobiotus metropolitanus is the source of this 2154-nucleotide messenger RNA. RefSeq names its product kelch-like protein 3. The record is from RefSeq and is a predicted model, not a curated record. NCBI's taxonomy places the organism in Eukaryota, Metazoa, Tardigrada, Eutardigrada, Parachela, Macrobiotidae. The transcript is spliced from 6 exons. Bases 388 to 1965 code for a protein of 525 amino acids. Gene Ontology annotation, molecular function: protein binding.